UAUACGCGAUACUUUCAAUAGGGUGGUCAUCGCUGUUCUAGAACGACCUGCACAAGAUGAAGCUCUACAUCUUCCUGGCUCUCAUCGGCGCCGCGUUUGCGGCGAGGAACUUCGACAAGGAAUGCCGCCAGAAACCGGACAGCGGAUUCUGCAGAGCACAGCAGCUGAUGUGGUGGUUCAACGUUGAGAGCGGAAGGUGCGAGCAGUUCUACUACGGUGGCUGCGGCGGUAACGAGAACAAGUACGAAACCAAGGAGCAGUGCCAGGAAAACUGUUCGGCUGAAAAACCGAUCCUCAGACCAUACCCACAUGAUGCGCCCUUAUCGGGAAUGACGCAGGACAUCGUUUCUGCGUCCGUUGCAUCCGUUUGUCACAUGCCACCGCGUGCGGGACCUUGCCAAGCUGCCAUCCCCCGUUUCUACUACGAUGCCAGCGCUAAAACCUGCCGCCCCUUUGUGUACGGUGGCUGCCAUGGCAACGGCAACAACUUUGAGUCUCACCGCGACUGCAUGUUCUUCUGCGCAUCUCCAGUGCCCCUGCAGCCCGAGCCGCGCACGGCAUAAGCAAAGCGCUCGCUAUGAGUCAUUGCCGACAGAGGCUGCGCGCUGAGAAGACGCUGCUGGCUGAGAAGAAUGCCCGAAAUGCAGCAACUACGAAGCCACAAAUAAUGUACUCAGAUGCCGAAGAAAACAAUUAUUCUGGGACUCUGCAAAAUAACUUUUCUCUAAACCCAGGCAACUAGUGCGGGAGAAGUGCUUGUUAACUAACUCGCAGAUGAGUCAUGUUUCUUGCAGUGUUCUUGGAAAAAUAAAACGCUUUUUUGUAAAUCU
Messenger RNA from Dermacentor andersoni, 830 nucleotides. Its product is annotated as actinia tenebrosa protease inhibitors-like. Gene Ontology annotation, molecular function: serine-type endopeptidase inhibitor activity. NCBI's taxonomy places the organism in Eukaryota, Metazoa, Arthropoda, Arachnida, Ixodida, Ixodidae. The record is from RefSeq and is a predicted model, not a curated record.